GAGAUCUUUGUAUCAUCGAUAGUCACAGGAUGUAAUCUUGAUGCCAUCCAUGAUGUGACAGUGGCCUACCCUUACAACAUCCCACAGGCUGAGAGGGACCUGUUCACUGGCAACUUCCCCAGAGAGAUCCACUUCCACAUCCGCCGUUAUCCAGCUGACCAGCUGCCCACCUCCAUGGAUGGUCUGAAGGAAUGGUGCUGCCUUCGCUGGCUGGAGAAGGAGAAGUUACUACGGGCUUAUUACCAGGGCAAUCACUCAUUCAGUGAUCUGGUCCAGCCUGCGAGUCCCGUCCAGGAGCCGAGUCCCAUCCAGGAGCCGAGUCCCGUCCAGGAGCCGAGUCCCGUCCAGGAGCCGAGUCCCGUCCAGGAGCAGAAUUUGAGUCGGCUGGAGGUUUACAAGAAAGCUCCUUUCUGGGGGAGGGGUUGGAGUCAGAGUAAGGGCCGAAGUCGGAUUUUACUGCACAGCUCGGCUCAGAGCUGGAUUCGGAGGCAGGAGCAGACCGGGACACAGCUUCGUGCCCGGCUGCCUCCCUGCAAGUCACGGGGACGAGUCUUCCUCAUCAAGGUCUUCUCCAUCAUCUACUGGACAUUGUUUGUGAUUGGCAGCUUUGUGCUCAUCUGGUCGUACACCCUGGCGCGGUGGUACUUUACCAGCGUGGCAAUCUUCUUCAUAGCACAGGAGAAAAUCGCUGGGGGCUGUGAGGUCAUUGAGGUAGCACUCCACAAUCUCAAACCCUCCCAACGGUGGAAACGGAGCAGUCAACAUCAGGAGUGACACAGCCAAGCCCUCUCCGUCUGGCCAAUCCCAGGGAUUCUCCCACUGAUCCAGCCAAUGACAGGGGCAAUUCCCAUCAGAGAGACAGAAGAAAAGACAACUCAGCUGGGGCAGAUCGAUAGAUCUCUCUGAACCGUGGAGUCUCAGAGAGUCCAGCUCUGAUCUUUCACACCAUUUUAGUCUGCAUUCAAACUUUGGCUGACGGCCAGUGUGCAGGCACAGGCAUCAGGAGCUGCCUCGUUUCAGACAUCCUCAGCAGGAAGCCGUGUCAAACACACUUCACCCAGCCAUCAUUGUGGGUGAGACUCAGGGUCAUUCA
Chiloscyllium plagiosum (whitespotted bambooshark) is the source of this 1093-nucleotide messenger RNA. The record is from RefSeq and is a predicted model, not a curated record. NCBI's taxonomy places the organism in Eukaryota, Metazoa, Chordata, Chondrichthyes, Orectolobiformes, Hemiscylliidae.